This is a messenger RNA of Misgurnus anguillicaudatus (oriental weatherfish), 2258 nucleotides long. RefSeq names its product G protein-coupled receptor 142 (gene gpr142). Gene Ontology annotation, molecular function: G protein-coupled receptor activity. Gene Ontology annotation, biological process: G protein-coupled receptor signaling pathway. Lineage: Eukaryota; Metazoa; Chordata; Actinopteri; Cypriniformes; Cobitidae. The record is from RefSeq and is a predicted model, not a curated record. Gene Ontology annotation, cellular component: plasma membrane.
CCUUUUACAUUUGCUUUGCACAGUGUAAAAAUCAAUUUAUGCUUCAAGUUAAGAGAUGACAGUUUAGUUUAUGCUUAUUUUAUUUUUGGAUCACUGCUGAUGAAAGCUAUGAUGAGCUCUAAUGAAAAAUACGAUUACAUCGGAUAAGAGGUCCCGUGGGUCUGAAAGCAUCGCUGUGUGAAAUUAUACACCCUCUUCCUCAUGUCUUGCUUACUGGCACCACGCCAAAACACCCAGCGAAAGGUACACCUAUACCCCUCACCUCAGCCCUCUCUCACUUUAUCUCACUUGUUUACCAAAAUCCUCCCAAUAGAAAUGUAUCUCACUUAUGCUUUACCCCUCCCUCCUUAACCCCCCCUCUCUCUCACACACACUCUCUCUCUCUCCUUCUGUAACCUCAAACUCACUCGCUGGUUGCAGUGAUGAGUCUAUUAUGCAAAGAUCUCAUUGUCCUCCUCAAGAGCUCCGUUGUUGGGCAUUGAUGGUCAGGACGCCGCUUGGGGUCCGCAGAUGGGGGCCUUUAGUGAUUUGUGAGGAGGAAGUCAGAGGUCAUGAUUGACUGGCACAAUGGGACGGUGCCCAGUCCCCAGGAGGACGAACACAGCAUUGAGGAGCGAUCAAAGUGUGUGCUGUCUUACUUUCCUGUCAUCUACUACAGUGUUCUCUUGUGUGUUGGAGUCCCAGUGAACAUCCUGACAUUAGUGGCUCUCUCCCGACUGGCUGUUCGGACCCAGAAAUCGCUCUAUGUGUAUCUUUUGGCUCUAACUGGCUCGGACAUCCUCAGCCAGCUCUUCAUCAUCUUCGUGGGCUUCCUCCUGGAAACGGCCGUGUUCCAUCGAGACGUCCCUGUGCUGCUGCUCCGGUCCGUCAGCAUGCUGGAGUUUGCCGCUAACCAUGCCUCCAUCUGGGCCACCGUACCUCUUACGGUAGACCGCUACGUUGCUCUGUGUCACCCGCUGCUUCACCGGCAGAUCAGCUACCCGGCACGGGCCCGACGGAUCAUUGCAGUGGUGCUCACGUUAGCUUUGGCAUCCGGUGUGCCGUUCUUCUGGUGGUCGGACAUGUGGAGGGUAGGCCAUCCACCUAACUCAUUGGACACCGCCCUGAUUUGGAGCCAUGUGACUAUUAUUUACUUUCUUCCAUGCAGCAUCUUCCUGAUGCUAAACUCGUUGAUCAUCCUAAAGCUUCGGAAUAGACAGAGGAAGCACAUGUGCCAAGAGGACGUUGGGCAGCAGCUGGCAUUGCCAGGCAAGCUGGGUAAAACCACAGCUAUGCUGUUAGCCGUGACUUCUGUGUUUGCCGUGCUAUGGGCACCUCGUACCGGAGUGGUGCUCUAUCAUCUCUACGUGUCAUCGGUGUACAGAGACUGGCGCGUGCAUCUCGCCUACGACAUAGCCAACAUGAUAGCCAUGCUAAACACAGCUGUGAAUUUCUUUCUGUACUGUUUUGUCAGUAAGCCAUUCAGAGCAGCGGUAAGGGACGUUGUGAUGUUUCGAGGGGCCCCGUUGCACCCUCGCCGGCCCCUGCAUCACCAGCGCAGCCCCGCCAAUGCUUCCACCUCAUCGAUUUCAAGCGGCCUCAAACGUUCACAGAGGGAGGUCGCCCCUCUCUCUCCCAAAAGUGCAGACAUCACCACGUAGUUCUACUUGUCACCAACAAAACUAUGGUUCCGUUUCCAAAAAUAGGUUGAGUAGUGUUUAAAUCAAUUUCUUUUCAUCAGAAAAAAAGAUUUUGCCAUGAGAGUGAGACAACUACAUGUCACUUAAGGUGCAUAUUAAAUGGGAGAUCAUAUACUCUGAUGAAGAAUAUAUAAUGUAUAUUCUCAAAUAAGUAUAUAAUAAUAUAAUAAUUCAAUCAUUAUGUUGCCAGAAAGGCAACUUUUUUAAAUAAAUUAAUCGUCAUUAUAAAUUAUGGUCAGUGUAACGUUAAGUUCAAGUGAGCUUUUUUGGCAUUCCACUAUAUGACAUACAAAAGGAAAAAAUUUUAUGCCUCAUAAGACCAAGGUGCUACACAUUUAACACUUAUAAACUUACACACAGCUAACUUAAUGAAAGAGGUAAUUUAACUAAAUAUAUUAACACUUUACAUGACCAUAAUGGGUUGCCACCUAAUACAAAGAACAGAAUAUCCCAUGCUAUCUCACACAAAUUCGUACAUAUUUUACAAGUUGGCUAAUUCGUAUUAAAGGGCCAUUCCACUUUUUUAAAUAAUAAACUAAUUUUCCAGCUCCCCUAGAGUUAAACAUUUGAUUUUUACAU